This is a messenger RNA of Cladocopium goreaui, 1887 nucleotides long. The record is from the annotation of a GenBank genome assembly. Lineage: Eukaryota; Dinophyceae; Suessiales; Symbiodiniaceae.
ACGGGCUUUGGGAAAUGUCUCUGAGCAGCCAUGGUGAGAGAUGGCUUGGCACAGACCAUGUCAAAGUCAAAACCGCCGCUUCCACUGGUGCCAUGGCCCGGCCGCCCGGAUUUUCGGCCACCCUUCGUGGUGCCCGUUCCGGUGGUCGUGCCACCACCGGGCCCAGCAGUUGCGAAGCUGGGCGUGCCAGGUGAAGCCAAGGCAGACGCGAAGCCUGUGGCAUUUUCAAAAUCUGCUCAUGGCCAGAAGCUCCCGCCGCUGUCCCCACCGCUGUCCUUGCCGCUGUGCUUGCCGCUGCCGUUGCCGCUGCCGUUUCCAGCACUGCCGGUGCCGGUUCCAGUGCCACUGCUUGGUUUCCGCCAGGUGAAGGAGGAACCGGACGAUGCAGAUGGUGAGGUUGCGCCCAACGCCCUGACAGCGGCUCACAAAACGGCACCCGCCGAAGAACCUGCUACAGAGCAGCUGGAGAAAUUGCGACAGUGGUCGGAACGACUGAAGUGCAUCAGGUGCACCGAGUCCGCUGAUGCCAAGCUGCGGCGCUUGGAAGAACUGCGUGCGGCACUGAAGGCGGACCUUGCGCGUGAGGAGCUGCUGGCGGCGCAGGCGACGCGCCGCGCGGAGCUGACACACCGCGCUGAGCAGAGCCAACUGCUGCGACAAACCGCAGGACGCGUCUUGGCCUUGGAUCUGACGUCCACGUUGCGCGACGUUCGGAUGCUCAGCAGCUGCGGCUCGGCCGACGCUUUAGCAGAGGCACUGCAGCAGCUGCUGCUGACCCUGCGACGGGCGCAGCAGCUGUGCCGCCAACGCCAUGAAGAGGAGAAACAACUCAACGAAGAACAUCGCGAACUACGCGAGAGAAGUGACAGCGAGGGCCGGCAACGGCGCCUGGCUCUGAUCCGACAACUGGCAAAGACCAAGCAGGAGACGCAUACUGUGGAGACAGACGCGAAGGAUGCCGCGCAAGGCAACCCAAACUACGCAGACCUCGUGGCAGUUUGUGGCGUGCCUCUUCUGGCCGAAAUUGCUCAUGAGGCCAGCGAAGCCGGCAUCGACAUUCUUGCACUCUCCACGCAGCUAUCGCAGUGCGUACUGCAAGGCGCGUCUCAUUUGCAGAGCGAGAGCGUUGCGGCGGAGGAACUUCGAUCGCUGAUGGAAGAGGCCCAGGUCCAGCAACCACCGGUGCAGAAAGCCGCCGUAAAGGAGGAAUGCACCGGCGACAACGGCGACAGCCGUCGUCGCCGAUCACUGGGCUCCGUGGGCUCCCGGUCCCGGUCCCGGCGAAGGCCACGCUUGGAAUCCGCGAAAAACUUCGCCAUGCCCACCGUUUUGACAUGCAAAACUCCACACGUCAUGGAUGCCAUGGAUGGUGCCGCCACAGCCCGGGCAGUGCUGGCCGAUGGCAUGGGCGGCAUGGGCAGCUGCGGUGUUGCGAGGGUGCGGCCAUGGAGCCGCGAAUUCUGUGGGUUGGCUUUGCCUCGGGAUCUUCUUGAAGUGAAAGAUCGGAUGCUUCACAACGGCGUCUAUUUCUGCGCAAACUACGUGGUUUUGCUGCAAGCUGCCAUACUUCUCGGUUUGCUCUCCAACAUUUGGGCCCUGCUGCUGGGCACCGCCUUUUGCGGAGUCACCUAUGCCUUGCUGUUCACAGAUUGCGGGUCCAGCACCGGCUGUGAUGGAGCAUUGCGAUAUGCCUGUGCCGUGCCGUUGGUUUUUCUGACCACUGGGUUUGUGUUGAGCUUUGCGCACGAAUUGAUCUACGCAGGUGGUGUAUGGCUGAUGGUGGUGCUGCUACACAUCAGUGGCAAACCUUUGGAUGCCAAAGGCUCGUACAUCGACAUUUGAGAUAUUUGAGGGAGCUCCUCUAUGCGGACAGAUGCUUUGAGAAAA